This is a messenger RNA of Apis mellifera (honey bee), 1106 nucleotides long. Its product is annotated as micronuclear linker histone polyprotein. The coding region runs from base 291 to 740 and encodes 149 amino acids. Lineage: Eukaryota; Metazoa; Arthropoda; Insecta; Hymenoptera; Apidae. The record is from RefSeq and is a predicted model, not a curated record. The transcript has 3 exons.
GAAAUUAUUCGAACGUUGGGUUGGAAGAAGGCAACAACACCAUUGUUUACCAUCGUGAAAAUUUUCCAUCUUUAUUUAUUAAUUAUAAUAUAUAUAUAUAUAUAUAUGUAUAUGUGUAUAGAUAUAUUUCAAAUACUUGUUGAGUAUUGAAUAAAAAUAUUAUAUAUAUUACAAUUAAAUAUGUUUAAAUAUAAUCGAACGAUGAGGUAAUAAUAAAGGAAAGCCGAAGAAGUGGUCUGUCUUUUUUAUCCCAAACAAUUCGUAAUUAACGGUUUGAAGAAGAAAAUAAAAUGAGUUCCAGAAGGUCAACUUCGAAGAAAUCGUGUAGAAGCUUCGGUUCCCGGAGGCGGAGCGGCAGGUACCAUUCCGACAGCUCGGACAGCUCGACUUCCUACACCUCUUCCUCGGAGUCGUCGUUUACGGAGGAUUGCGAUUGUUCGGAAUGCGAGUGUUUCGAAUUCGAUAGCUCGCCCCGAAGGGCGAAACGGAGAACGAGCCGAAAGGGAAAACAACGGAACAACGGGAGGCGAUCCUCCACCAAAUCGACGAAAUCGUCGUGCGACAGCAAACAAUCGUCGCACAGCAGCGGCAAGUCUUCCACAAGAAAAGGAAGACGCAAAAGACGAUCGUCGUCCUCGUACUCGUCCUCUUCAUCGGAUUCCUCGAGUUCGUACACAAGCGAUGGAGAAUAUUGCGGUUGCGGCACGUCUAGCAGACCACGUCAAAGAAACAAAGCUUGAACGCGGUUCAUCACUUUCAACCAUUCGAACGAGAAAGAAUCCAUACAGUCGAUAUAUAUAAUCUCUAUCUUUUUAUCUCAUGAUAACUAUUUUCGUUUUUUUUUUUUUUUUACAUACCUCGACCAUUUCUUUUUUAUACUCUUAACUCGACUAUUAUUUAUUUUAUAUGUCGUUUUCGUCCGAUUUUACUUUUAUUUCAAUUUUUAACUAUUUUUAAGAAAAUUGGGGAAGCAAAAGUGUAAAAAAAAAAAAGAAAAUGUGAUGUUUUUAACAGAAGGAACGUUUAAAACAACACGUAGAAUGAAUAAAAAAAAAAAAGAAUAUAAUGUAAUGGAAACAUGUAACGUAAUAAAAGAAUAAAUAAGA